Molecule: messenger RNA, 1272 nt
Organism: Colletotrichum karsti
Lineage: Eukaryota; Fungi; Ascomycota; Sordariomycetes; Glomerellales; Glomerellaceae
Product: FAD binding domain-containing protein
Exons: 4
Coding region: 1-1272 (423 amino acids)
Molecular function (GO): FAD binding
Source: RefSeq, a predicted model, not a curated record
AUGGCGGAACACGACCAAGACCAAGACCAAGCGCAAGGGCCCCUCCCCGUCAUCAUCAUCGGCGCCGGUGUCAGCGGCCUGCUACUCGCCCAGUUCUUCCGCAAGAACGGCAUCCCCUUCCGCAUCUUCGAGCGAGACACGGACCUGACUACCCGCGGCGUCGGCUGGGGCUUGACUCUGCACUGGUCGCUGCCGGCCCUGAGGGCUCUCUUGCCCGAAGACCUGGUCUCCCGGCUGCCAGAGGCCUACGUCGACCGCGCCGCCGUUGCCAGAGGUGAGGCCUCCGCGUUCCCUUUCUUCGACCUGAGCACCGGCGAGCUCAAGGGCGCAAGUCCCCGCGCGCCGGAGAGUCUGCGGAUCAGAGUCACCAGGGAGAGGUUGCGUCGGCUUGUUGCGACCGACAUCGAUAUCCAGUGGGGGAGGGCCUUUGCCAGCUUCCAAGAAAAGGAGGGCGCUGUUGUUGCGACUUUUGAAGAUGGCUCGACAUGCACCGGUCGCGUGCUUGUUGCGUGCGACGGAGGGGCAUCCCGAGUCCGGACACAGCUCUUCCCGGAUCAGCAUGAGAGGCACCGGAUCCCGGUCCGGGUCCUUGGCUUGAAGGUGUUCUUGUCACCCGAUCAAAUGGAGCCGAUCAGGAAGCUUGAUCCCUUCUUUCUGCAAGGAACGUCGUCUCAGAAUGACACCUUUCUCUAUCUCAGCAUGCUUGACGCUCCCGAUAACAACGAGGAAAGCAAAGGCAAAUACAGCUGUCAGAUGUGCAUCUCGUGGCCGGACCGCCCGGGCUUCCUGGGCAAGCCGGAGCCAACGGAAUUCCCUCCGACUAAUGACGGCCGACUCAGUCUCAUCAGAUCGUUUGCCGAAGGCUGGUCGGAGCCAUUUCGAUCUCUUGCGCUUGGCAUCCCCACUGACACUGACGUGAAACACCUCGACCUCUUCGAUUAUCCUCCACCAAAGGGUCUUCGGUCUACAGGAAAGGCGGUGUUGAUGGGCGACGCCUUUCACGCAAUGGCCAUGUACAGAGGCGAGGGUGCAAACCACGCCAUCCUCGAUGCCCUGGAUUUUGCAGAAAACGUAGCGCCGAAAUUGGACGCCACCUUCGACGACCUCAGAGCAGCCAUGGACAUCUACGAAGAUGCCGUCGUUUCCAGAGCCCGGCCCGGCGUGCUAGCAUCGCGGCGGGCCUGUCUUGAUGCCCACGACUGGCCCAAGAUUAGCCCUACAAGCCCACUCCUCAGCAAGCGAGAGAUGAAGCUUCAGUUUGAUGAAGAGUAG